Molecule: messenger RNA, 1847 nt
Organism: Monopterus albus (swamp eel)
Lineage: Eukaryota; Metazoa; Chordata; Actinopteri; Synbranchiformes; Synbranchidae
Product: gamma-aminobutyric acid type A receptor subunit rho1
Exons: 9
Coding region: 117-1289 (390 amino acids)
Biological process (GO): monoatomic ion transmembrane transport
Cellular component (GO): membrane
Molecular function (GO): transmembrane signaling receptor activity; extracellular ligand-gated monoatomic ion channel activity
Source: RefSeq, a predicted model, not a curated record
CAGAAGGAUCCAGUGGCAAGAACAGCAGCCCCAUAUUCAAGAGGAGUCCAGAUAUAACUAAAGUCUGGGGUAAAAAGUCAGAACAGCUGCUGAGGAUCGAUGACCAUGAUUUUACAAUGCGACCAGGAUUUGGAGGGCCUGCAGUCCCAGUUGGAGUGGAUGUUCAGGUUGAAAGUCUUGAUGCAAUUUCAGAGGUUGAUAUGGACUUUACUAUGACCCUCUAUUUGAGGCACUACUGGAAAGAUGAACGUCUGUCCUUCAAAAGCAAUACCAACCAGAGUAUGACUUUUGAUGGCCGACUGGUGAAGAAAAUCUGGGUACCUGAUAUGUUUUUUGUCCACUCUAAGAAGUCCUUCACACAUGACACCACCACUGACAAUGUCAUGCUGCGGGUUUACCCCGAUGGCAAAGUCCUCUACAGUCUCAGGGUGACAGUCACAGCCAUGUGUAGCAUGGACCUGAGCUGCUUUCCACUUGAUACACAAACCUGCUCUUUGGAAAUAGAGAGCUAUGCAUACACAGAUGAUGAUCUGAUGCUAUACUGGAAGGAAGGGAACCGCUCACUAAACACAGAUGAGAGGAUCUCUCUCUCCCAGUUUCUGAUACAGGAGUUCCACACCACCACUAAGAUGGCCUUCUACAGCAGCACAGGCUGGUACAACCGUCUGCACAUCAACUUCACUCUGCGACGCCACAUCUUCUUUUUCCUGCUGCAGACCUACUUCCCUGCCACUCUGAUGGUCAUGUUGUCCUGGGUGUCCUUCUGGAUCGACCGCAGGGCUGUCCCUGCCAGAGUGCCUCUGGGUAUAACUACGGUGCUCACCAUGUCCACCAUUAUCACUGGAGUCAAUGCCUCCAUGCCCAGGGUCUCCUACAUCAAAGCUGUGGAUAUUUAUCUUUGGGUCAGUUUUGUCUUUGUCUUCCUGUCAGUGAUAGAGUAUGCUGCGGUCAACUACCUGUCAACACUACAAGAGCGCAAGGAGCGGAAACUCCGAGAGAGGCUGCUGUGUACCUGUGGUUUGGCCCACCCUGGUAUGAUGUCAGCCAGUUACAGUGAGGUGGAUACCAACACCACAGGGAACUAUGGCAUGCCAGAAGAGAACGGGAUGAAGCAGGAGAGGAUGUUGGUGCAGUUGGCAAUGGGAAGUGACCAGGUCACUGGCCAUGUAGGCUCCAGCACCUAUAGUAAUGUCUGGAUCGACACACAUGCAAUAGACAAGUACUCUCGGGUCAUUUUUCCUGGAUCCUACAUCCUCUUCAAUAUCAUCUACUGGUCUAUCUACUCCUAACACAGAUGAGACUCAGACAAAUGUGAAAAACUGCCCCUCUGCUUUUCACAGUGGGGAACAGGUGCACCUGGAAACAGUCUAACAGGAACGAUUACAGUUGAAUCUUUAGCUAGCCAGUCAAAGCACAACAAUAACCCAGUCAAGGGCUUGAAACAAAUUAUAGGCAAUACGUGCAAGCCACUUAGCACAGGUCCAUUUGGCUGGUUCAGCUUAGUUGCUGUUUGUCUUUCAAGAGAUAUGUCUAUUUUACACCUACUUUCAUACCUAAUCUGUUUGGUUCAAACAAACUCUAAAUGUACAGACCCUGUCCACUUGAAGCACCACAUUUCAGUCUGCUUUUAAGAGAACUGUGCUGUGUGUUCUAUGUGGCAUGAAUACAAAGCUAUCAAAACACAGGAGAGUGUGAUAGUCUGUGAUUUUAGCAUACAGUAUAUUCAAAAGCUGUUAAAUCUACUGUGCCCCUUUGGUGCUUUUAGGAACUGUCAAGGAAGUGAGUGAAUGGGAGACACAAUUUAUUUGAAUGAUAUAAUAAAGUAUGACAAAGUUUGCACAAUCAUU